Messenger RNA from Miniopterus natalensis, 2502 nucleotides. The record is from RefSeq and is a predicted model, not a curated record. NCBI's taxonomy places the organism in Eukaryota, Metazoa, Chordata, Mammalia, Chiroptera, Miniopteridae.
GGGUGCAGACCCUGAUGCCGCAAGGACAAGGGCUUCAGGUAGCAUGUGCUGUCAAAUCACCUGCAUACCUUUGUUAAAGAAUUUGUGAGUAUCAUAUUUUUAAAAUUGGUCAAAAAUUAUUUAGUUGAAAAUAACAAAAAUCGUGUCCAACAAGGUAUUCUUGACCUGCAGAAAAGUUGUCAGAAUCUUUUAGAAGUAUGCUGACGAGGCACCCAGGAGAGUGACUGCUCAUGUCUGAAACAGAAGAGCUCAGCAAUUCAGUCUCUGUUCCAUUGUGCCUAGUUAAUUUGAUACAUCCAGCUAUUUUUUUUAAAGUUCUUUUAAAUUCCAAAGGAAAUUCUGCUUAUCUUCAGCAAAAGACUGAAUGUGUUGGCCUUUUUGCUAAUGCAUUCAAUGUCUGUCAGCAACCAGGUUUAAAAGUAAUAAUGCUAUUUGAGUUUCAUCAGAUCUAUUUGCAACCAGUCAGAAAAUAAUAAUUAAGUCAGUCUAUACCUGUACAUUUUAUGUGAAAAAGUACUUAAGUUUUUUCUUUUUAGAAAUGGAUCAUUUAAUUCAUUUUCUAACCACACUGUGUUAAUACAGUCCCUACUUUUGAGUAAAAUUGUUCACUAACUACCUAUUUCUUCUCUCCUCUUUUGCCUUCAUUUCUCCUUUGAAUGUAUCCAUUGUGUAAUUUCACAUUCAACCAUGGAUUUGCUCCUGAGAACAGCCUGUUUUCAUAUGCCCACCAUCACCACUCAUCCGCUAUGCCUCAUCUCUUCCCCCAAACCUGUUGCCAGUCCCUGAAAUGGACUUGCUUUCAGACAUUUCGGAAGAAGACCCCUUUGGGGAGGCCGACCAAGUCACACUAGACAGCUUAGAGCUCCUUUCCACAGGGGAAACAUCAGAGCAGGGGGACUGUGAAGUCGCUGUCCUGGAUUCUGUCUCGGAUCCUCUUGUAGCGCCUUCUCAGAUUGACUGUCCUCCCAGCCCCGAGAAGCUAGAGCAGGCCGACCCCAAGGAUUCUGAGAUUGGGUCCUUCCCCUUCAGUUUCUGCAGAUGCCUUCCGUCCAGCUUGCCCUCGCUGCUCGAUGAAGAUGGGUAUCUCGCUUUCCCUAGCCUCCCCAAGGUCUGGGUCUCCUUCCUCCCUGCCGACGUCCAGCGCUAUGUUCCCAUCACCUCCCCUUCCUUCCUUCCCUCCCUCAUCCUCAUCUUUGGGCUACUUCUCUCUGCUUCUCAGUCAGUGCCUUUUUCCCUCACCUUUUCCCUUCCUCUGGCUCUGUCCCUCUGCUAUCUGGAGGCCAAAGCCACUUCUUUUCAUGUGUCUUACGACUGUGACUUGAAUGAGAGAACCGAGGAAGAGGAAGCAGUUGUUGGUACCCCGACAUAAGCUUCAAUCUGUGCAGUCCACUAAACUACACUUCAUCUCGUACCCUUCCCAGUGUCGAGUGUAAACAUGUGCAUAAACUUUACCGAUUACCCUCAAUGCAGAUGAGCUGCACAUUUUCACACAUAAAACAUUUCAGUGCAUGAGAAAUAAGUGUCAGCAUCUUCCCUUUCAUUGAUAUCCGUUGACCAGGUCCACCCAUUCUAAGUUGAAAGCAAAGUUAUAGGAUUAUUUUAUAAAUUUCUGUAGACCUUAUUAGGUCGGGAAAAAAAGAACUUAGGAUGCAGUGGACGUCACUGUAAUUGAUGUAUAUCAGUAGAGAUCCUAAUUAUUAGUUCUUUGGUUCGAAAGCCAAGCUCGUUCUUGCAUUUAUGCAUUUUUAUUCCCUUACUCCUAACAUUUGUAGUUCUAAACUCCUUGUCUCCCUAUUAUUGUAGUAGUUGGAGACCAGAUGAAUUUCAGGUAGUGUUGUGUUUUUUUAAACUCUAAAUCAUGUAAGUGUAUGGCAGAGUCACUGUUAGGUAUUUUGUAAGGAAGAUAUUAUUCCGUUGUCUUUUAUUUAACAAAUGUGUAUGGAAAAUGAAACAAGGCUUUUUGAAAAUUGAGAAUAUAUAGCCCUAAGGUUGGGCCUCUUAGUAUUCUUUAUUUAAAAUUAGAUGUUUGGUUUGAGGAUUUUUAUUCCUUUAUAGGGCUACCUCUGCACUACUAGUCAGUCCGUGCUAAUGUGUGCAUUACGUUUUUGAUUGUUUUGUAAAAUGUGGUCUGGUGACUUAGUUUCUCAAUAUCCUGUGGUUACUGUCAAUACAUAGAGUAAGUCUCAAAAUUUAGAGCAAACCUAAAGAAAAAUGUGAAGAUAAUGCUAUGAUUAGGCAUUGUGGGAGAAACCACAAAUCUUAGUUACCUGAGGAUGGACAUUUCAGAGAACUCAAUGUUGUCCAAGGAAUUGGAAGAUAAUUCUUAACAGAUUAUUGGCUGUGUCUAAUUUUUACCUUCUGAUAAAAAAGAUACUCUUAGUUCCUUGCUAACUUCUCAAAAAUACUUGAAUACUUUUUUUUUAAAAAAAAGCAUUUUGAACUCUCAGAUUGGACACUAUCAUUUUAGUAAAGAAGAAAAAGAAUAUAUGAUCUUGCUGUCAA